Messenger RNA from Blepharisma stoltei, 3203 nucleotides. Lineage: Eukaryota; Ciliophora; Heterotrichea; Heterotrichida; Blepharismidae. The record is from the annotation of a GenBank genome assembly.
AUGCUUCUUGAUGAUGACGGCGAGCACGUGUACACAGUAUCUGAAGAUUACACAAUUUUAAAGUGGAAAGUCCCUUAUAUGGAUUUUGAAGUUAAAUUAGAAGGUCACGUCCAGGAAAUAAAGAAACUCGUUUAUUCUCACAAAAGAAACUUAAUUUAUUCAACGAGUUAUGACCGCAUUGUUAUAAUAUGAGAUUUCGAGCAAAAAAUAAAAGAAAUUAUCAAUGAGUCAGAUAUAAGAGAUAUUGAGAUUACAAAUGAUGAAAAAUAUUUAGUGGCUUGUUUAUCUAGCAAAGACAUGGUAUUUUGGGAUUUGGAUGUUUUUCAGGAUUAUCAUAUUUAUUUUGAAGAUAUAAUGGAUGCAAUAUUAAUUAGUCCCUGUGGGAAGUUUAUUAUAUCAGGUGAUGUUGGAGGCAGGAUCACAAUUAAAAACUAUGAUAGCCCUAUAAGUGGAAUUAAUUCUCCUCCAAUUGCUGUAGUUAAGCAUGAUUGCCAAAUUACUGCACUUGCAAUAGCAAAUGAUUCUUCAUUGGUUUUUGGAGGAGAUUUAAAUGGAUAUAUUUCAGUUUUUGAUAUGGCUUACUUACUUAAUUUAUGCGUUUAGUACUCAAGGUUGGCAUGCCCAGACCUUCCGCUCACUCUUCCACGAAUUGAACCCUCAGGCCUCUGGGGCGACCUCCCUUGAUCUCCAGGGCACGCUUGAACCGAGUGUUGCCUGAUCGACGACUAUAGAUCAGCUAGUUCCUUUGUAACAUGAGUUGCCUGCGUAAAAAACCCAUUAGGAUUUUUCUGGCCGACUGUCGGCAAAAGGAAAAAAACACACACAACCUGGAACGUAGCGCCCACUUUUCACGCUAAGGAGUUGCCCGAUACGAAUAGCAGGCCCUUGCUAGGCUUCCCCUUUCCAAAUGCCAUGCCUUCCUUCCCCACGAGGUAAACCACCCUGAAAAUUGAGCUUGGGUUAGUCUCUGCCUCCUACAGUAUUGCUUACCUAGCAUUGCUUUCCAUUCUGAAUUUCAAAACCUGUUGGAUAUAAUUAAAAUAUGUGCUCGAAGCUGCAUGGCCGGAAGGUGAUGCCCUGACUGAGACUCCAUAUUUUAAUUAUCAGUUUUUGAUAUGGCACAUCAAACGAAAAAUGACCCUGCUAUCCAUCACAAAGAUACAAUAUAUUCGUUGAAAGUUUCAAAUGAUAAUAAAAUCCUUAUUUCUGGGUACUCUGCUUCUCCAUUUAUUAUAUGAAACAUAAAUAAUUCGAAAAUAGAAAAAUCCAUUGAACUUGGAAGUAAUGAGAAUGGGAUAGAUUUUUAUUUCAGCAAAACGAAAAACUAUUUUGUUGCUUUAUCAUCUGAAAAUGGUAUGACUUUUUGGGAUUAUAAAACUUUUACAAAACUAGCAACAGUUCCUAUUGAAGCUGAAGGAUUGAGUUAUUCAAUAACUUGUAGUCCUGAUGAAAAAUAUAUAAUUUUCUCUGCAGCGGAUGAUGUAAUUGUAAAAGAGAAUCCUAUGGAAGCUAAAGGGAUAUAUUUGUAUGGACAUGAAUUUUGUGCGACUGAUUUCAUGGCAUAUUUAAGAAAGAUAAUUUUGUAUGAAAAUCCUGAAUAUAAUCCUGAAAUGGAUGGCUGAUUUAUUACUCCUAUAUUCUGAAAUGUUGGCCAUAUUUAUGCGUAUUUUAAUCUAGCUGAUCAUUUACACUCGUUUUUAGAAAAUUCUGGCUCUUUAAUUGUUGAUAGAAGAGGAUUGAGUCCUUUAGAUAUUAGUAUUGCAAAAAGGAAUUUUGAUUGUGUAGAAAUAAUUAUAAGUGAGUUUCUAAGAAAUAUCAACUAUUCUCAAAGGAUUAAUACGAUAGAAAACUCUUUAACAGCUUUAAAUUUGUAUGGCUGUAGAUCUCUUAACAAACUUUAUGAAAGAAUUUUAAUAAAAUCUAAUUCAGAUUUUCUACAAAAAAGAUGUUUAGUGAAUCAAAAAUUACCAAUGAUUGUCUUAUCUAAAAAUUCAGAAAUAACUAAUGGUGAGUUUAACUUAAAAGAAGGAGAAGAUAACGAAGAAACUAAGGAAAUUGAAUUUUAUUGUAGCAAGAUCAUGCUGAAUUUAAAUAUUGGGUCAGAAGAAAGUAUAAAAUUUAUGGAGAGUAUGAUAAAAUGCCCAAAUAAAAAAAUUAUUGAUACAGAAAUUUUUUAUUAUAUUAUCAAUUAUAAGUGAGAAAAACUUAAAUGAACGAUGCGAUUUAUAUAUUUUCUUUAUUUUGCUAUUUCAUGACUUUUUGCUUUUACAUUUUUAAGCUAUAUGAAAGGUAACUUAGAAUUUUACUAUUGCCAGUUUUUUAAUUUGCUGAUAACUAUAUUUGAUGCUUACUUACUCGUUAAAACAAAUAAAAACAAACAAAUUACUAUGUGAAACGAUUAUUCAUAUAUACGUUUGUAUUUAUUCCCAUUAAUUUUGCUACUCGGAAAUUGAGAAAUAAAUUAUUCUUUAUUGGUUUUAAUAUCUCUUUUGAAAUCUGUUUCAGUUUUCCAAUUAUUUGAAAAUACAAGAAAUAUUAUUUUUUCUCUUCAAUUUAUACUAGACAUAUUAGGCAAUAUAUUUUUGAAUUUUAUUUUCUUAUCAGUUGCCUCUGCAUUUUGGGAAAUUUUUGUUGGAGACUGAUUAUUAAAAUCUAUGAAAUAUUUACAAGCACCAUCAAUUGGUAAUGAUGAAAGCAUACCAAACCCUCUUAAUAUAGCAGUCGUUUUAAUUCUUGGAUUUAUUAUCCAAAUUUUAUUAGUGAACUCACUAAUAGCAAUUAUUAGAAAAAAUUAUCCUAAAUUUUUGUAUCAUUGUAAAUACAAUGAAAAGCAGUGCCUAGCUGAGAUUAUUUUAGAAGGAGAAAAAUUAUGACCUUUUAAAUGCAAAAAUGAAAAGCAUUAUAUUCAUGUAUGUGAUUUUAGAGAUCAUGAGGAUUUAGAACUUUAUAAAUAUGGUUCAAUAGUCAAUGAAAUUACUGAUAAUCUGAAAAGUUGUAAAUAUAUUGUCAGUAGUAAAAACACUGCUGGCCUUGGUGAACUAAAUCAAAUAAAAGCCAAGAUCGACGAGAAAAAGGUUUAUAAAGAACAAAAUAAAAUUGAGAAAACAGAUAUGCUCAAAAAAUUAGAAAAAUUAGGAGAAAUUAAUGAAAAAAUAGUUUCUUUGCAAAAUUGCUUAAAAGAGCAGACGAAGCCAUCAAGUUAA